CCGCCGCAGAAAGCAGCACCAAAGCAAACCCGGCUGCUUUCACUGUUGUUGAAUACCCAAAAACCUCGCUAGAAACCCCUCUAAAACCCACGAUUUGCGCCCAAAAUCUAACCGAAUUCAACUAACUCUUGAACAAGCAGCUUAUACUAAAUGACUGCAAAGAGCACAAUCUUCAAAUUUCCUGUGAAAGCCAAGUCCACCCUUUUGUUGCUAACAGCCGCCGGCCUAUCUUUUCCAGCUACAUACUACUCCAAUUUGCUCCCCUUUUCUGAUGAUUCUCCUCUCUUCCCCAACAAAAUUAGGUUCGCCGUUGAAGGAAUUGUUCGCUCCUCUCGUGCUGUCUCCACUAUCACUUUAGUUCUUGCUGAUUAUAAGUAUUCAUUAUAUGGGUUGCCUCUGGACUCCAAGGACUAUCCCCUUGUAUCAUCUCAGGUUCAUUUGCGCUCAGCCAAGAGAAUGCUGAAUUUAUGUGAGAAAAAUAGAGGUUUCUAUGCAAAAGCUGGACAAUUUGUUGCUGGACUGCAGAAGGUCCCAAAAGAGUACUCAUCAACACUUUCCUCAUUGCAGGAUCAGGCGGUUCCAUGUGAUUUCAAAGUCAUAAAAGAAGCACUAGUGAGGAAUCUCGGUCGGGAUUUGUCAGAGAUAUUUCUUUCCUUUGGUGAACAACCAAUAGCUGCUGCAUCCAUUGCUCAAGUACACCAUGGCAUAUUGAAAAAUCAUCAAGAAGUAGCAGUGAAGGUGCAAUACCCUGGGCUGGAGCAGAAGAUGAGAUUAGACACAACAGUUAUGUCUUUUCUCUCAAAAUCUGUUGCAUGGUUUUUCCCUGAAUAUAGGUUUGGGUGGCUGGUAUCGGAAUUUGCAGAGACAAUUUCUUUGGAGCUUGAUUUUAUUCAGGAGGCCAAAAAUUCUGAGAAGACUGCUGAUAACUUCAAAAACAACAAACUGGUUAGGGUUCCUCAUGUAUUUUGGGAUUUGACAACAAAACAGGUUCUCACAAUGCAAUUCUGUAGGGGGAAGAAGGUUGAUGAUGUGGAAUCCCUGAAGGACAUGAAAAUAAAUCCAGUGAAGGUUGCAAAAGCAUUGGUGGAAGUUUUUGCUGAAAUGAUUUUCAUCCAUGGUUUCUUGCAUGGAGAUCCGCAUCCUGGGAAUGUAUUGGUUUCUAAGGAAGGUCAAGAUGGAUUUUCCUUGGUUCUUUUGGAUCAUGGAUUCUAUAAAAAACUGGAUGAAGGAUUCAGGCUAGAUUAUUGUCGACUCUGGAAGGCAUUGAUUAUUCUUGACUCUAAUACCAUACAGCAUUUAGGUGAACGGUUUGGUGUAGGAAAAUUUUCCAGAUACUUUCCUGUCAUUUUCACUGGCAGGACUAUUGAUAGUAAAUCAAGUCCUGGGGAGGAACUGUCAGUUGAAGAGAGAAAGAAAUUGAAGCAUGAGCUGAAGUCUCUAAAGAUGGAGGACAUAUCUUCUUUCAUGGAAUCCCUACCUCCUGAUUUUCUCACAAUAUUGAAAACAGAUGGAAUACUAAGAUCUCACAUCAGGAAGCUGGGUGCUCCACAACGAGUGCGGUUAGAAGCCUAUGCGAAAUAUGCUAUAUAUGGUCUCUCUCCAAAAUUGGAUCCUGAGUCUGGCUUUGCAGUAACAGUUGCGUACUCUAGAUUGAUGGCAAAUAUAAGUUACUUUCAUCUAAGGCUUGUUCUCGAGGCGCUGGAGUUGCUUUCUUGGUUGAGGAAGUUCAAGCAGUCGCUACGUAGCUUCUAUGGAAAGAUUAGAGGUGCUGUGGGGGGUCUCUUGGCAUUUACUUUUGUGCUCUAAACAUUACCAUGCAUGUUUAGAGCACGAGGACAGUAAAAGACCUUGCUUUAACUACGAGGACUUGUUGUCAAUGUACAUUGUCACGAUAACACACUCACACCACAUCCUGGUGUGAGGAUUUACUGUCGAGAAAGGCUCUCAAAAAAUCAUUUUCAUUUUACCUUAGCCUGUUGAUCAUGAAAAAAGAGAUCACGUGGGACAAUAGAUGUGUCUGUUUUUAUAUGUACAUUUCAACACGUUACAAAUCCUAUCUAUUCCUUACAAUGUACUAAUAUAACAGAAAAAUUUAUGCAAAACAAAACUCUAAUAUAGUACCACAAUGGAA
Rubroshorea leprosula is the source of this 2131-nucleotide messenger RNA. NCBI's taxonomy places the organism in Eukaryota, Viridiplantae, Streptophyta, Magnoliopsida, Malvales, Dipterocarpaceae. The record is from the annotation of a GenBank genome assembly.